Messenger RNA from Musa acuminata subsp. malaccensis (wild Malaysian banana), 2371 nucleotides. NCBI's taxonomy places the organism in Eukaryota, Viridiplantae, Streptophyta, Magnoliopsida, Zingiberales, Musaceae. The record is from RefSeq and is a predicted model, not a curated record.
UUUCUAAGUGUGGAGGGCUGAUGGCUGCAGUAGAUUCGUGAUGCGAACUCCAUUCAACUCCAAUCCAACCCUUCCUCACCCAUCACUCUUUCCUCUCUCUGUCAGCGAGGCAAAUCAAGCCGCCCAUUGGCGUCGAUUUCGUCGGAAGCUGCCCAUCUCUCCGGCGAUCGCCUCCCUCUGCUCUUCGCCUUUUCCCUCCACGUUUCUUCCUUGCCUCACUCCGUCGAUGCUGCAGCGGGCAGCUUCUCGGCGAUCUCGCCCCCUGCGGUUAAAUGAUGGAAAAUAUUUCUUCUUUGUGUUUGUUCUCACCUUCCUUUCUGCUUCAGAUGCGAGACGGGGAACUAAGGGUCCAUUCUUAGAGGACUCUCCGGAGCUUCCCUCAUGGCCGUUGUAAGCCUUGUUCUUUGACUUCUCUCUCUCUCUCUCUCUCUUCUGAUCUUGGGUUUAGUUCUUGGUUCUACGUCUUCUUAAUCUUUUCAAUUGCUAUAUCAUCUGUUAAUCUACUCUUGGAUCGUAUGAUCUUUCUUGUCUUCAAAUCCUCCUGAAGAAUACGCAGCCACCACUGUCAUGGCAAGUUCUAUGAACAUCUUCUUCAGUGGCCUUACAAGGGGGUAAAUUCACAAAAGAUGCAGCUCCUCUUCUUGGUAUUCACACUAGCGGAUGACAUUUUCUUGGCACUUGUUCUCUAAUGCUUCCUAUUCACUUAAUGCUGCUAGUAUCGUUUCUUAAUGUUGCAGUGGAAUUAGUCAUUGUGAUAGAGUUUCAUGCUUGGGUGGAUCAACCUUGCGUUCUAAAUGCCCUUUGUAUCUCAAAUUUGGUUGUCAUAAUAUAUUUAAGAAAAGAUGAAAGUAAAUGUGAUCAUAGUUCCCCAGUGGCCACUAUUUUCUGGUGGCCAUCAUCUUCCUUUUUGAUGCAGGGCUGUUCUGUGCAAUACCAUGCUGGAACUUUGCUUUUAUUACUUCUUAUCCUAGUUUUAAGCAAGCAAGAUAUGUUGUAUUGUACCCAUCACCAUCUAUGUUUCUCUUUGUAGGCAUGUUAUCUGAUGCAAUCAACUGAAACAGAGGAAAUAGUUUAGCCAUUGGCUUUGCAGCAGCUUUCCUCUUCUCCUCUGUAUUCGGUAUGCUACUUGUUGAUUGUUCAUCUCUUGUUUAGCAGGCAUCCAAACUUAUGGGCUAAACUAUUUCAUAUAUGGGUCUUAUGGGCUACACUGUCCUAUAACUUAAUCUUGUUUGUUGGAAGAUUUGUGCCCUUGUAUUAAAAGGUAGAUAGUCUGAUAAGUUUGCUUUCCUUAACAUAAGAAGUGAUGUCUAUGGUUGACAUGCUUAAUAUGGUCAUCAAUAAUUAUUAAUGUAGGUAUUUUUUAAAUUUAUUGCACUGCCUUAUUGAUGCACAUCAACAUGAACUCUAAGAUUCAAGACUUCUUAUGUCCAUUUUGUUGUGGAUCAAGAAUUUUGUUAGCUCAUGUUUGCCGAAAUGUCGAUGGUUCCUUGCCCAAAAAAGUGUUUGAAAUAUGCAAGAUUUGAAGAAAUUUUACCUGCUUAUUAGCUAAAACAUACUAAGAUCAGAUUUCUUCAGGAAAAAGACACAUGAAGUAAAUGACUAUGCGUUCUCAGCUACUGACUCUUUCUUCACCAAGCUGCAGUUUCUUUGAUUGUCGCACAGACAAUAAAGCCACCAGCAGCAGCAAUCAGCAUGACAGGAAGAAUCCAAAGCAACUCAGAUCACCUCAGUUGGAGUCUCUCUCUCUCUCUCUCUCUCUCUCUAACUCUUAUUAAAGGCACAGGAGGAAGCCUGUCCACCUCCCACCGCUGGUUUCCUUCGCUAGCUGGUGAUCUUUUCCUGUGCUGUUUUGUUGAAGAGAUGAAGAAAAUUGUGGUGAAGGUGGACGUACAGGGCGACAAGGAGAAGCAGAAGGCCAUGAAUGCCGUCUCGGCGCUGCAAGGGAUCGACUCCAUCGCGAUGGACAUGAAGGAGAGGAAGAUGACGGUGAUCGGCGCCGUCGAUCCCAUCAACGUCGUAGAGAAACUGAGGAAAUGCUGGCCCACCGCGAUCGUCUCGGUCGGGCCCAAGGAAGAGCCGAAGAAGGAGGAGCCGAAGAAGGUAGAGGCCAAGAAGGACGAGGGGGACAAGAAGAAAGAGUGUGACAAGAUGAUCAAGGAGCUCGUCGACGCCUACAAGGCGUACAACCCUUGCAUGACCACCCGAUACUGCGUGCAGAGCGUCGAGGAGAACCCCAACGCCUGCGUCAUCCUGUGAAGUCAUGUUAUUGUUGGAUGAAAUGAUGAUGGAGUCGUCGAAGCCUUUCUUGAUUGUAUGGUUCGAGGAAUUCACAGUCCAAAGAUAAAAUCUUCAUGGUUUCGCUUUCAGCUUC